Messenger RNA from Linum trigynum, 1965 nucleotides. NCBI's taxonomy places the organism in Eukaryota, Viridiplantae, Streptophyta, Magnoliopsida, Malpighiales, Linaceae. The record is from the annotation of a GenBank genome assembly.
CUCGUCACUUUGCAACAAAAUCUUGACCCACCAAAGAAUAAAUGAGCAAACAAAUUAGGUAAUAGGAAUCGAUUAAGAGAAAAAAGGGAGCAAGACCUACAUUAUUAUUGACUUACUGUCUGUUAAUUCCUUAGCACGCGGGAAAGUGGGCAAUCUUCAUGGUGGGCUUUUUCUUGGAUGACCCAAGAUUUUAGCAGUGGCACACUACUGUUCCAGAUUCACCAAAUCGAGUGUUCUUUCUUCCUCUUUCACUCUCUUCUCAGGUCUCCUCGCCUUUUCCUCGGUGCUCAUCCCAUGAUCAUGAUGCCUCCGCCGUCUGCGAUUCUCCGCUUUCCUUCAAUCUGCAAUCCUGUGUUCGUCAGCAACUACAACGACACUUGCAAAUUCCCGAGAGUUGAUGCCGUCAAUUUCCUUCCACCAACAUCCACGAAGAUUUCCGCGGCCAAACAUCCCAAUCUUCCAUGCCUCACUGCGGAGAAGCAUGGGUUAAAGGAAACCGAUUCGAUUGACAACUGUCGAACCUUAUCCGUCGAAGAAAAAGAAGGAGACCACCAGUGGCGAGGCAGUUUCGAGAAGAAUCUCUUCGUGGCUGCAAUUAGAGCAUUACCUGGUAGACGGAUGAGUACCCUACUCGCCAAUUUCGAGAAAGAUGGCAACUUUGGUUGCAUUUCAGACUUCAACGACCUUCUCAAUGCAUUGGUCGCGGGCAAUAAGCUCAACCUCGACCUCGCCCUGCAACUCUACUCCAGAUUAUCAUCCUACGGCUUGGAGCCAGAUUCGUCCACAUUUUCAGCCAUGAUCGAAUGCCACUGCAAGAGAAACGAUGUUGAAGAAGCGGAAAGGGUUUUGAAUCAGAUGCUGGACAGUGGGUGUGCCCCGCCAGAAGUUUCAGUUUUCACCACAUUAAUCCACUGUUUCUGCCAAAGGGGGAAAUUGCAGAAAGCGUUUCGGGCUCUUGACAUGAUGGAAAAGGUGGGGAGGAAACCUUCUGUUCAAACAUACAAUUGCUUGCUCAAGGGAUUGUGUUACGUGGGGAGAGUGGAAGAAGCAUUUGAGCUGCUGCAAGAUAUCAAGAAAUUGUCCACUGUGCUACCCGAUAUGUACACGUACACGGUGAUGAUGGACGGGUAUUGCAGGGUGGGUCGAUCAGACGAGGCGAUGGAACUGAUGAAGGAAGCUUUGGAGAUGGAGUUACAGCCAACGGCAGUCAGUUUCAAUGCUCUGUUCCAUGGGUAUAAUAAGGAAGGGAGGCCCCUCAAAGGAAUCAAACUCUUGCAGCAGAUGGAACAGAGAGGUUUAUCGCCUGAUUACGUUUGUUAUAGCACAUUGUUGCGAGGUUUGUUGCUGUGGCGGCAAAUUCCAGCUGCUGCCCUAAUAUACGAGCAAAUGGUGGGUUGCGGUUAUGAAGCUGACGAAGGGUUGAUGAACAAUCUCCUGAGAGGUUUGUGCAAUAGGAGGACACUGGCCGAUGAUGGUCUUUUUCAAGUUGCACACCAGGUGUUCGAGAAAAUGAAAAAGAGGGGUUUCACCAUAGACUGCAGGGCUUAUAACGUUGUUAUCGAGGUCCUCUGUCGGUUGAAUAAAGUCGACGACGCUUUGGUGAGUUUGCGGGAGAUGAUUAACUUGGGUAGCACGCCGAGAGUAAUCACUCUGAACAUUUUGAUUCGAACUCUUUGUGAAAGAAGGGAGGCAAAUAAGGCAGUUGGUAUUCUAGUUCUCAUGUUAGAAAACCAUAUACAGCUUCCCAGAUUGUCAUAUGACAGUUUGAUUGACGAACUGAAUCGGCAAUGCCUGUAUUUUGGAGCUUCUUCUGUUUAUAGCUCGGCACUUGUUCGAGGUGUGGUUCCUCAGAAUGAGCCACACACGUAAGUUUUAAGCAGCUAUGUAAAUUGUAUGCAAAACUUACACUAUUGAGAUGAACUCAUGGUUGACAGAUUACAAUAGUAACGUAGAAAAUCUACCCUG